AUGUCCUGCCAGCAGAGCCAGCAGCAGUGCCAGCCCCCUCCCAAGUGCACCCCCAAGUGCCCUCCCAAGUGCCCCACCCCUAAGUGCCCCCGAAAGUGUCCCCCUAAGUGUCCUCCAGUCUCUUCCUGCUGCAGUGUCAGCUCUGGAGUCUGCUGUGGCUCCAGCUCUGGGGGCUGCUGCAGCUCUGGGGGAGGUGGCUGCUGCCUGAGCCACCAUAGGCGCCGCAGGUCCCACUGUCACAGACCCCAGAGCUCUGGCUGCUGCAGCCAGCCCUCAGGGGGCUCCAGCUGCUGUGGAGGGGGGAGCAGCCAGCACUCUGGAGGCUGCUGCUGAAGUGGACUCUGCACCUAGAAGAGCAGACUUGGGUGAAAUGAAUGAUCAAACAUUUCCUCCUCACCUUUCUCCUCCUGGGCCUGCAAGAGUGGCUGAGAUGCCCCCGUGAAGGCUCUGAGCUCUGGCCUAGAGGAUCCCUCUGCCCUGGGAUCCAGAAACUUGGCUCCUCUCCCACAACCUAUCUGCUGCCCCUGACACCAACUGUGUUGUCUACUCUGGGAUCGCAAGCCACAAACUCACUCUCCAGCUCAUUUCCUGCAGCCUCAAGUGAAACAAUAAAGCAAAAGAUCU
Symphalangus syndactylus (siamang) is the source of this 624-nucleotide messenger RNA. Its product is annotated as late cornified envelope protein 1C-like. The record is from RefSeq and is a predicted model, not a curated record. NCBI's taxonomy places the organism in Eukaryota, Metazoa, Chordata, Mammalia, Primates, Hylobatidae. Gene Ontology annotation, biological process: epidermis development.